Messenger RNA from Saccostrea cuccullata (small rock oyster), 2346 nucleotides. RefSeq names its product adenosine 3'-phospho 5'-phosphosulfate transporter 1-like. The coding region runs from base 127 to 1440 and encodes 437 amino acids. Lineage: Eukaryota; Metazoa; Mollusca; Bivalvia; Ostreida; Ostreidae. The transcript has 3 exons. Gene Ontology annotation, molecular function: 3'-phosphoadenosine 5'-phosphosulfate transmembrane transporter activity. The record is from RefSeq and is a predicted model, not a curated record. Gene Ontology annotation, biological process: transmembrane transport. Gene Ontology annotation, cellular component: endoplasmic reticulum membrane; Golgi membrane.
AAAAAAUAUAAUUGAUUGUUCACCUGUACAAACUACUUUUACACUAUCUUCUGACAACAAUGUGUCGGUGAAGGGAACACGUAGCGAUAUUUAUUACUUGUGCCUUUUUGUGUCAGAACUGCUGUAAUGGCAGGUCUCUGGUGCUUUGGUUUGUUGAUUGUGAACUUCAUUGUCCCGUGCGUACUGGGGACGGAAUCUACAACAGAACAAGGCAACAACCUGGUGGACUUCUGGAUCGUUCGUUUUCUCAUUAACCUUCUGGGAUAUGCCACUGUGUUUGUACCGGGUUAUAUCAUCAUCAACUAUCUGAGGAAAAUCAAGUACAAUGAAACAGGAGGGCAUGGUGUGCUACAGGAUUUCCUGAGAAAUCUAGCAUUUGGUAAAGAAUCUACCCUGCCCUUAACACAGGAGGAGGAUUCUGGGAAGAAGAGGGAUUCGGGUGAGGAAUCGUCAUUCCAGCGAGGCCUUACAUUACUGUUCUGUGUUGCGGGACUGCAGGGAUCCUACUUAACAUGGGGCGUUCUUCAGGAGAAAAUUAUGACCUCUGAAUAUGGACGCACCGAACACUCCCCAGGAGAGUUCUUCAAAAACUCUCAGUUUUUAGUAUUCAUCAACAGAAUAUUAGCAUUUCUCAUCGGCCUAGUUGUCUUACUUGUAAAAUCUCAACCCACACAUACAACACCAUUUUAUAAAUACUCCUUCAGUUCCUUCUCCAACAUAAUGAGCAGUUGGUGUCAGUACGAAGCACUUAAAUUCGUUAGCUUUCCUACGCAAGUCAUGGCCAAAGCUUCCAAAGUCAUUCCCGUCAUGCUCAUGGGAAAAGUUGUGUCUCGGAAGAAAUACGACUACCAUGAGUACAUUACUGCCGGACUGAUCUCAGUUGGAGUGAGUUUGUUUUUACUGACAAGUGGCGACAUAACGCGACACAAAGGAAGCGUGACUACUGUAUCAGGAGUCAUAUUGCUGAUGGGGUACAUGGUAUUUGACAGCUUUACCUCAAACUGGCAGGGAGAACUCUUCAAACGAUAUAAAGUUUCCUCCAUACAAAUGAUGACUGGAGUGAAUCUCUUCUCAUGUCUCCUGACUGGCGUAUCCCUUAUAGAACAAGGAGGCUUCUUUGAAUCUCUAGCAUUCAUGACAAAACACCCUGAUUUUAUCUUCCAUGCUAUAAUUUUAAGUCUGUGCUCUGCUGGGGGCCAGCUAUUCAUAUUUUACACCAUUGCUCAGUUUGGGCCAGUAACAUUCACCAUCAUAAUGACCAUUAGACAGGGGCUAGCAAUUCUUUUGUCAUGUAUCAUAUAUGGGCAUCCUGUGACUUUGGUGGGCAUUAUGGGCGUUCUUAUAGUAUUUCUGGCAUUGUUUUUACGUAUUUAUGCUAAUCAGAGGAAACGGGCACUUCAGCAGAAAAGUCAGCAAGCUAGCAAUCUCUCCAAAGUUUGAUGAAAUGAUUUAAUUUCAGAAAAUUGUAAAUUUAUUUUAAUAGAUUUGCUUUAUACUCACACUUUUAAAAAAAAAUGUUUGGCUACAUGUAUAUUCUCAGUAUCCUUGUCCGUCCGUCUAUCAAACUCUUAUCUUUAACACCCAUUUUUAAUGGUUGUCAAACAAAUUCUUUUUAUUUACAAAAUUGGUCCUGUAGAUUUGAAACAAGUAUUUAAAUAUUCAAUUUUUAUAUAAGAAGGGGCUCAAAAAGGAUAACUUAUUGAAAACUUCUCAAAUCCUCUAAGAGUCCUUAUAUAUUCAAAGACACUCACUGUAUCUUUUAACUUGAUUCUUCAUGUCUGUUCUGUGUUAACAAUUUGGAAUUUAGACCUUUGUUGCAGGUGUUUGUUUUUUCCUAAUAAUAUUUCUAUUGUUCAUAAGAAAUUUAUACAUUAUGAUUUUGACAUUGAAUGGUGAUGCUGCCAUAACGUUUUUUAAUGCUGCAAGUAACUUAACAUCAAUUAUUCAAACAGGUCUGUUCCAGUGUAAUAAUUUCAUCUUGAUCAAUCAGGGAUUAUAAUGCAGGUGCAAAUCAUGAUUCAGAUUUUGUUGACUGGCAUUUUAUAUUUUGAAAGUGGGAUAAGAAAAAUGAUCGAAUCCCAAGUGAUAAGAAAUCCUACGUGUACUUGAGAGAGUACUGAAUACAGUAUUGGGAUGCAUAUUACUAGUUGUGUAAUAUGCUGCAUAUUUUCAGGACAAGUAUUUGCUAAUACAAUUAUAUUCUUGAGCAGUUCUGCUCUCAAAUAAAAGAUCCUUUCUCGACUAGUUGUAUUCCUGUUGCCUCCAAGAAGCUAGUCAUAUUUCAAAACUACAUUUAGUAGACAUUUUCAAGAUUAUAAAUGGUCUAGUGCUGUGUGUUUAAUUAAA